AUGAGGCCGACGAUGAAGGCGCAGCACGGCAACGGGCGCGGGAGCAGGAGCCCCUUCCUGACGUCCUACGCGCUCACGCUCGCCUUCAUCACCUUCGUCUCCGUACUCUACUUCAAGGACUUCUCCUCCACGCUGCACCGCCCCUUCCUCAACCGCCCGCCGCCGCACCCACACCGCCGCCCGCUCCGCCCCCGCCACCACUCCUCCGACUCAGACGUAGCAAGCCAGGCCGGGCGCCGCGCGGCGGUAGAGCAGCUGCCGUUCGCGGUGGGCAGGGCGCCGGCGGGGUGCGACGUCGGGCAAGGGGAGUGGGUGUACGACGAGGCGGCGCGGCCGUGGUACCAGGAGGAGGAGUGCCCCUACAUCCAGCCGCAGCUCACGUGCCAGGCCCACGGACGCCCCGACCGGGCGUACCAGCACUGGCGGUGGCAGCCGCGCGGCUGCUCGCUGCCCAGGUACGCUUUCCCCUGA
Miscanthus lutarioriparius is the source of this 471-nucleotide messenger RNA. NCBI's taxonomy places the organism in Eukaryota, Viridiplantae, Streptophyta, Magnoliopsida, Poales, Poaceae. The record is from the annotation of a GenBank genome assembly.